AAUCAGAGUCGUCAACGUACUCGAUUCUGUUCCACCCGUGAACAAGUUGGAAUCAUUCGAGAAGAUUUGUUCAAAGUGAAAGUACGCAAUUGACUCAAAUAGGAUGAUCGAUCGUUACUUGCCUUCCGCGUAUCUUCUUAAUCUGGAUAAAACUACCGAGUGAUGUAACCCGGCAGCGCGCCACCAGUCUCAAAAUAUUUACAACGCUGAUAACAUCGUCAUCAGUAGUUCGUCGCGACAAAGUAAAUCAACAUCAAAAUAUUUUCGGUGUAAUGCCUUUGAGUUUCUAAUCGGCCCGGUGAAUAGGAAUCAGUGAAAAUGAGUGCUCCGAUUUUGAUUACCGUGCCGAAGUAUGUGGCGAUAUCGCCCAGCCCAAUGCCAAGGACCCUCCAGCCUGCGGUGCCUCCUCCGGGCGAUGUUCCCUCGGGAGAUUGCCCGCGAGCGAAGAAACGGAGGCUCGACCAUUUAACAUGGGAGGAAAAGAUCCAAAGAAAGAAACUGAAAAAUCGUGUGGCCGCACAGACGUCCCGCGACAGGAAAAAGGCUAGAAUGGAAGACAUGGAACACACAAUAGCUAUGCUCACACAACAGACAGAAAUCCUACAAAACAAAUGCGACAGCCUGCAAGCCAUCAAUGAGUCUCUCUUAAGUAAAAACGAAAAACUCGACCAUCAAGUGGAAAAGCUCCAGAAGGAAAUCGAAGAGCUUCGACGUCAACAAGCGUCUGAACCUGCCAUUGUGCCAUCGGACAGUAUACCCUCUGCCGAAGGGAAAAUUAGUACCGGAGUCAACAGCGUGCGACCGGAAAGGCAACUCAGCUGCUCUCUGGCAGAUAAUAGCCCUCUGCCUUCUCUACAAGACCUGCUCGAAGACUUCGAUGCCAGCAAGCUUGAAGAGCUCGCCGAAAGUCUUCUCGCAGAUAUCACAGCAGACAUGGAAAGAGGCAAUCCGCCGUGCGUCCCAGAUGAUGCCAAAAGUCCAAGCAGAACGGAGCGACUGCCUGGAUCAGUGGUGGGGUCCUCAGCAGAGCACCUGGAACCCAGCGAAGAUAGCAGCAUGUACAGCAUAAAACCCGUCGAAAAGCCUACCAAAUCCGCACCCCAAAAAUUGAAUUCACUUAGCACAGUGGCAGACCCCGAAACGUUGUAUGGAACUUACGACGAGAAAACUAACAGCAUCACAAUAGUCAUGCCCGACGGGGAUAUAUCCGUCGAGGAAGCGGUCGAGGUGGUUUGUGAUACUCCAGACGAGGAGGACGUUAUGAUGGACAGUACGAGUAGCAGCGCUGUGGAUGCGUUCGACCCUAUCAAGGAAUUUCUGUGCCCCAAAGAACCCGUGGUCGAAGCCAAGAGCCCACUCUCAACACAUUCCAUUUCGGACUGCGGCUACGAGUCGAUUGGAUCGCCUCAGAGUGACAUGGGAAGCCUUCAGUUGGACGAUAUCUGGAGUAGCAGCUUCACGGAGCUGUUCCCUUCGCUUGCGUAGCGCAGCCGCGCGUACUCUGUUCCAGUGUUCUGUAUCUCAAGCCAACUCAUUGUCUAGUUCGCUCUUUUUGACAUUGUAAAUAGUUUUCUAGGGUGUAAGUUUUGUACAUAUGAAAUUAGGAGUAAGCUACUGCGUUAAGUGAUAAUAAUUAUUGUAAUUUUAACUUGA
Hermetia illucens (black soldier fly) is the source of this 1653-nucleotide messenger RNA. RefSeq lists its product as uncharacterized. The record is from RefSeq and is a predicted model, not a curated record. The transcript is spliced from 3 exons. Gene Ontology annotation, cellular component: nucleus. Gene Ontology annotation, molecular function: RNA polymerase II transcription regulatory region sequence-specific DNA binding; DNA-binding transcription factor activity, RNA polymerase II-specific. NCBI's taxonomy places the organism in Eukaryota, Metazoa, Arthropoda, Insecta, Diptera, Stratiomyidae. Bases 319 to 1485 code for a protein of 388 amino acids.